Messenger RNA from Exserohilum turcica Et28A, 351 nucleotides. RefSeq lists its product as uncharacterized. The record is from RefSeq and is a predicted model, not a curated record. Gene Ontology annotation, biological process: protein transport. NCBI's taxonomy places the organism in Eukaryota, Fungi, Ascomycota, Dothideomycetes, Pleosporales, Pleosporaceae. The coding region runs from base 82 to 351 and encodes 89 amino acids. The transcript has 2 exons.
CCCAACAACCAAUCCAGCCUUCAGUCACACAACGUCCUGCGCACACAUCGCGCCUCAACCCGCCUACACCCAACAACAAUCAUGGACUACAUACUCGACAAUGUCGGCGAAUGGAAGGACCGCUUCGUCAACAACUCAAUCAAGUCAUUCGAAGAAAUGACUGCCCAGAGAUGGCUCCGAAUUAUCGCCAUUGUGGGCGGCUACCUCUUGAUCCGCCCAUAUCUCCUGAAUGCGGCUGCGAAAAACCAGAAAAAGCAACUGGACAAGGAGGCCGAAGAAUUGGGCUUGGGGAAGAGUGAUGCGCCGGAUGCGAACGAUUUCCGGGGAAAGGGUGUCAAGGACAACCUCUAA